CUACGGGGUGGCCCAUUUGUUGACGUAAUGAGGCGCGCGCAACAUUAACACUGGCGGCAGGGUAACAGGUGAAACGUAACAAUGGCGGCCACGGAGAUAGCGAGACAAGUCCGGGAGGGAUGGGGGACCGGGGAGGCAGAUCCCAGGCCGGACUCGAGGAGCGAGCAGUACCUUACCGAGUUUGGAGGCGAUUCUUUGACGAAAGGUUUCGGCAGGGACCUGCUGCAGUUCUACGGCAAGGCCAACGCGGAGGACAAGCGGCGGUGCUUGGAUCUUCUGGCCUCCCUGACCAUCGGGGAGGAGCUGACCCAGCAGGCGGCAGCCAAGAAGCCAACACGGCCUAAAGGGGCCAAGCUACAGAGGCCCAAGACGGCUAUGGCAUCUUUAGGUCGUAGCGGCGCUCGUCAGGUCAAGCGAACUAUGACGUCAUACCGGAGAGAUUUCCCAGGGGUCAUUGCGCCAUCUGCACCGCAAGCAAGACCAAGUUCUACAGAUGGUCUAUACAAGGCUUCGUACGAGCUGGAUGGGCCCAUAGGAACGCCAACUUACAACAAAGAGUUCUACAAUAAAGGGUACUGCAGGCCCGACCUUAUACGAUCAGGCACGUCAUCGGGGGACAGGCGCAAUAAUCCACACCCAUUCGAGUCUUUCAUGGUUUGGCGGUUUCCCAAGCACGUGCCCAAGGACCAACAGAUCUACCCGGGGGAGAUCACUGAUCAGAUGAUGGAGGAAAUACUACGGGACAAGUGCAAGUCAACAUACCAAAACGACUUCUUGGGCGUUCCCCAAGGUUAUCACAUGAAGUCAGCAUUUGAGAAUUACGUGGACUGGCGAGAGAAGGUGCCGUACAGUCUCGGCUCUUCCAUGCGCUUCUCGUAUCAGUAUCCCAAGCAGCAGGAUCCCCUCCGGGGAAACAACAGCCGAUACGGGUGCAAUAAGGACAAGCAUUUGAAGGCGUCUGGCAUUGUUCCACUGUCUUCGACCCACCAGAAGCAUCUGAGGCGCCAUACGACGUACGAUCGCUUCUUCAACAAGCCGUUCCGUCCCGGCAUGGUGGAGGUGUCGAAGGCAAUGGAAGCCGGAAAACUGGACGAGUAUCUACAAAUGGCAUCUGAAAAAGAACGUGAUGUCCUAAUGAAAAUGCUGGACUCCAUGGCCAAAAGUAGACAACCGAGGCCGCCCUCAACGUCAGGAUCUCGACCAAAGUCGGCUCGGUCUUCGGCGAGACCGCCCAAUCAGGCAUGGAUCUCUAACUGGAACGGGCCCAUGUAGGCGUCGACCUGUUGCAAUAUUUAGUAUUGUUUCUAGCAGAUUAUGUUUAUGGUUAAUUAACUGAUUAAUAAUUAAUUUAUAGCAGCUUUUGCUCAGAGUCAAUUAAUGUAGAGUCUUUCACAAGGAGCAUACCUAGCUUGGGAUAGCAAUGAAUUUUGGUUUUAAUCAUCAGGAAAAAAAUUCCAGCCCAAAUAUUUAUAUUCUUAAUCUGUAUCGGCUAGAAUUGUUAACUGCCCAAAAAGCUGUCCCCAAAAUCUGAUUACAUCAUUAUUUCAGUUAUAGCAUAACCGUUAUGAUAUUAAUGCAUAUUCUCAGUGUCCGCCGACAGUGUUAGCUAUAUUUUUGCUUUCGUUUUAAUAAUUAUAAGACAGUAUUGUUAAAAGUGAAAUGAGAGUACAAUGUUAUUUUGUUUUGGUUAUCCGGUAGUCAGGGUGUAGUUAGGUUCCAUUCCAGCCGACAGACAGAACACCAUAGGCAAAAUUGUCCGACUCUGUCGUUUAUGUUUUCUAAUGCUAGAAAUAACCUUUUUUAUUGGAAUAUGACAACAAACUAGAUCAUAACGUAGAAUAAGUGUUAAUAAUCUGCAAUGUGCCGUGAAUUUAAUUUUAAAUAGACCUAUUAAUUUUGUGAUAAUUAGUGUUUUUGUAUCAAGAAAGAAAUGCGGCUGGUUCGCAAGACCAACUCGAUUUGCCUGCUUUGCAAUUGCUCAUGUGUGUGCACUUGAAUAAUGUAUUCCUCCUUAACCUAUUUCUUUUGUGAUCUUCGUGUAUAUUUUGGUCAAUUUGUACAUUAUACAGCACAGUGUUUGAUCCAAAGCUUUGAAUUUUAUGAAUGGAAUAAAUCAAUUGCAACAAAAAA
This is a messenger RNA of Patiria miniata (bat star), 2130 nucleotides long. Its product is annotated as testis-expressed protein 26-like. The transcript has 8 exons. The record is from RefSeq and is a predicted model, not a curated record. The coding region runs from base 82 to 1272 and encodes 396 amino acids. Lineage: Eukaryota; Metazoa; Echinodermata; Asteroidea; Valvatida; Asterinidae. Gene Ontology annotation, cellular component: cytoplasm.